Molecule: messenger RNA, 993 nt
Organism: Penicillium subrubescens
Lineage: Eukaryota; Fungi; Ascomycota; Eurotiomycetes; Eurotiales; Aspergillaceae
Product: dihydrodipicolinate synthase family protein
Exons: 1
Coding region: 1-993 (330 amino acids)
Molecular function (GO): 4-hydroxy-tetrahydrodipicolinate synthase activity
Source: RefSeq, a predicted model, not a curated record
AUGGGAUCACAAGCACCCCAAGUUUUUUCACAGCCUCGCAUCCCCAAAUCAGGUGUCUGGUGUCCGGCAGUGACCAUCUUCGAUCCAGUCACUGAUACCCUGGACCUCGAAUCACAGAAGAAAUACUAUGCAUACCUGUCGCGCAGUGGCUUGGCUGGCCUGGUCAUCAUGGGCACAAACUCCGAGGCUUUCCUCUUGACACGCGAGGAGCGUUCACAGUUGAUUGCAACUGCGCGCGAAGCAGUUGGACCCGACUACCCUCUCAUGGCUGGCGUGGGUACACACUCCACCAAGCAAACCCUCGAGCUAGCACAUGAUGCAGCAGCUGCCGGCGCCAACUAUCUGUUAGUUCUGCCGUCGGCCUACUUCGGCAAAGCAACCAAUAUGAAUGUCGUCAAGCGCUUUUUCGCAGACGUGGCACGGCAAAGCCCCUUACCUGUGCUCAUUUAUAACUUCCCGGGGGUCUGCAACGGGGUAGACAUUGACUCGGAGACCAUCACAGAGAUCGUCCGGGAAUCCGCCGCCGCUAGCCCUAAUGGAGUCUCGAACAUUGUCGGCGUCAAAUUGACAUGCGGUUCAGUGGGCAAAAUCACACGCCUCGCUGCGACAUUCAGCCCGACCGAGUUUGCAAUCUUUGGAGGACAGUCGGAUUUCCUCAUCGCUGGCCUAACGGUUGGCUCUGCUGGGUGCAUCUCCGCCUUCGCCAAUGUCUUCCCGAAGACUGCCUCGAAGGUGUAUGAACUUUUCACUGCUGGGAAGCUGGCUGAAGCCAUGGAGCUGCAGCGGGCCUCGGCGCUAGCUGAGACACCUUGCAAGGGUGGGAUCGCAUCGACGAAAUAUGCGGUGGCGUUGUAUUCGGCACCAGCAGCGGGGAUCGACAAAGCGCUGGAGCGACUCAAGCCACGCACACCGUACGAGGAGGCCGGGGACGCGGUUAAGAGGACGGUGGAGGAGCUGAUGGGGGCGGUAGCUGUGACCGAGAAAGCAUUAUAA